GAGCAGGGAUGACAGGGAAGCAAGCGUAUCCAGACGCUGCCGACCGGACCAGUUUGGAAUAUACUCCCCAUUUACAACUCUCUAUCUGUUCUCCACCGCUCAACUGCAUCCGAGUUUGGUUAGAGAGCAUUUAAUACAAGAAACUCUCUCAAACAGGUUCUUUUUUUUUUUUUUUUUGCUUUUGAUUUACAUUUCUUAAAUGAAUUAGAAUAUAGGCUAGUCUCUCCCAAAACUCGUAGUUGACCAUUCUUCCAAAUGCUUCGCCUGCCAGUGCUUUGCAUGUGGGUUUAGCCGGUGGUUUCAGCCCUGCGUCCAGGUGGUUUACGGGAAAAGGUUGCACAGGGAAUAUUUGAUCUUUAAUUUAGAUAAAGACAUUUUUAUCUUUUGGAAGCACGUCCACUAUUUUUUUUCUCUCCCCACAAUGGCUGAUGCUAACGCAGAAUGCAAUAUCAAGGUUUUGUGUCGAUUUCGUCCUCUGAACAAGUCCGAAAUUAUCCGCGGAGAUAAGUUCAUCCCAAUAUUUCAAGGAGAAGACACUGUCAUUCUCGGGGGGAAGUCGUACGUGUUUGACCAGGUGUUCCCCACUAACACCACGCAGAUCCAGGUCUACAACACCUGCGCCAAGCAGAUUGUCAAAGAUGUACUGGGUGGAUACAAUGGGACUAUCUUCGCUUAUGGGCAGACUUCCUCUGGAAAAACACACACCAUGGAGGGGAACCUUCAUGAUCCCCAGGGAAUGGGAAUCAUCCCCCGGAUCGCAGAGGACAUUUUCGAACAUAUAUUUGCUAUGGAUGAGAACCUAGAAUUCCACAUAAAGGUCUCCUACUUUGAGAUCUACAUGGAUAAAAUACGGGACCUGCUGGAUGUGACAAAAACCAACCUGUCAGUGCAUGAAGACAAAUACAGAGUUCCUUAUGUGAAGGGCUGCACGGAGCGCUUUGUCACGAGUCCUGAGGAAGUGAUGGAUGUGAUAGAUGAAGGGAAGGCCAACCGUCAUGUUGCUGUCACCAACAUGAAUGAGCACAGUUCCCGCAGUCACAGCAUCUUCCUGAUCAACAUCAAACAAGAAAACGUGGAGACAGAGCAGAAGCUGUGUGGGAAACUGUACCUGGUCGACCUAGCUGGGAGUGAGAAGGUCAGUAAGACAGGUGCAGAGGGAUCAGUGCUGGAUGAGGCCAAGAACAUCAACAAGUCUCUGUCGGCCCUGGGGAACGUCAUCUCAGCCUUGGCUGAGGGAACGAAAUCUCACGUGCCGUACCGUGACAGCAAAAUGACUCGCAUCUUACAGGACUCGCUGGGCGGGAACUGUCGCACCACCAUGUUCAUCUGUUGCUCUCCCUCCAGCUACAAUGAUACAGAGACCAAAUCCACUUUGAUGUUUGGCCAACGAGCCAAGACCAUAAGAAAUACUGUGUCAGUGAACCUGGAGCUCACAGCAGAGCAGUGGAAGAAGAAGUACGAAAAGGAAAAGGAGAAGAACAGGUCAUUGAAGGAGACUGUUCAAAGACUGGAGGCUGAGCUGAACCGCUGGAGGAAUGGUGAGGAUGUUGUUGCGUUUGAACAUGUGAGCCUUGGAUCAGAGGACAUCCCCCUGGGGCCUCCCGAAUCUGAGGAGCCGCUACUCGACAUCUGCAGCCCCUGCAGCCCUUGCUCAGUUGCUUCCUCCAUUGUGGUUCACAUCUCUGAGGAGGAACGGCAGAAGUAUGAGGAGGAGAUCCGCAAGCUUUACAAACAGCUGGAUGAUAAGGAUGAUGAGAUAAACCACCAGAGCCAGAUGGUGGAGAAACUGAAGGAGCAGAUGCUCAACCAGGAGGAGCUUCUAGCAUCAUCCAGGGGUGACAGCGAGAAGGUGCAGUCAGAGCUCGGCAGGCUGCAGACAGAGAAUGAAUGUGCUAAAGCCGAGGUGAAGGAGGUCCUCCAGGCCCUGGAGGAGCUCGCGGUCAACUACGACCAGAAGAGCCUGGAGGUCGAGGAGAAGAGCGUGCAGAACAAGCUGUUGGCUGAAGAGCUUGCAAAAAAAAUGGCUCACCUCAUGGGUUUAGAGGCGGAGCUGUCCCGUAUCCAGGAAGUGAGCAGCCACCAAAGGAAACGCAUCGCUGAGAUUCUCAACGCCCUGAUGAGGGACCUGAGUGAGUUCAGCACCAUCGUUGGAAACGGGGACAUCAAGCUGCCCAUGGAGAUCACUAGUGCGAUCGAGGAGGAGUUCACAGUGGCCCGGCUCUACAUCAGUAAGAUAAAGUCAGAGGUGAAGUCGAUGGUGAAGCGCUGCCGCCACUUGGAGAACCUUCAGAUGGAUUGUCACCGCAAGAUGGAGGAAACGGGCAGAGAGCUGUCCUCAUGUCACCUCCUAAUUUCACAGCACGAGGCAAAGAUCCGCUCUCUGACGGACUACAUGCAUAAUGUGGAGCUGAAGAGGAGGAAGCUGGAGGACAGCUAUGACUCUCUGAGCGAGGAGAUGGCCAAACUCCAAGCUCAAGAGAGCAUGUCACAGGUGACCAGCGGGGAGAAUCUAUCGUCUGUCCAGGAUUCCUGUUAUAUAAAGAGGGCUUUGGAGCAGCAGAUGGAGUCACACCGUGAGUCGCACAGCAAACAGCUUGGAUGCCUGCGAGACGAGAUGAAUGAGAAGCAGAAGAUCAUCGAUGACUUAACCGAUUGUAACCAGAAGCAGCAGCUGGAGUUGGAGCAACUGCACUGUGACUUUGAACGUCUCAGGAGCCAAGAGCAUCACAAGAGCCGGCAGCUGGAGGAACUGACAUUUCUCCAUGAGCGGCAUGAACAGUCAAAGCGGGACCUCAAAGGGCUGGAGGAGACUGUUGCUCGUGAGCUCUACACCCUGCACAACCUCCGCAAGCUUUUUGUUCAAGACCUCACAUCUCGAGUUAGAAAGAGUGCACAGAUGGAGGCUGAUGAUAGUGGGGGAUAUAUGACCCAGAAACAGAAGAUUUCCUUUCUUGAAAACAACCUGGACCAGCUUACAAAAGUUCACAAACAGCUGGUACGUGACAAUGCAGAUCUUCGCUGUGAGCUUCCAAAACUGGAGAAACGUCUUCGGUCUACAGCUGAGCGAGUUAAGGCGCUGGAGGGUGCGCUGAAGGAGGCGAAGGAAGGAGCCAUGAAGGACCGCCACCGCUACCAGCAGGAGGUGGAGCGUAUCAAAGAUGUGAUGAGGGCUCGCAAUCCCUUCCGCCGGCCCCAUGCUGCACAGAUAGCCAAGCCUGUGCGUGCUGGCCACUACCCAGCAUGCUCUCCCACCAAUCCCUUCUUCAUCCGAGGCUACAGUGAUCACCCCAUUGCCUUCUACAAAGCUGAUUUCCACAACAGCAACAACCAACACUCUGCUGCUCCUGCUGUUCCUGCAACACCAGAGGGUGAGCCCAGGUUACCCGAGACCAACUCCAAACAGAACAGCCCCACCAAACACCUCAACUCCGAAAACAAUGAAUCACACGACAACAACGCUCAGGACAACAUCCUUCUAGCUGAACCACCGAGCCAAGGAGACAAGAACACUGCAGAGAUGCUUGAUUCAGAAAAUGGAAACACCACAGAUAUCAAUGACAACAGCAUGUGUCUGAAUGUGAAUUCUGUGUCCAGAACUGACGUCUGUGACAAUCAGGACCCAGCCAAACUCUACAGUCUGCAGCCGGAGGCCUCAGCCAGCUAAUAGUCCUGAGCAGGCAGACGUUUUUUUCUGAGGCAUCCUCUGUAAAUCUGCAUGCAGCUGAUCUCUGUCCUCCCAGCCUCCCCUUCAUCUCUCACCCUCAUCUGCUGUAAACAGACCUCUAGCUCUCUCGUGUCCCCUUUCCUUUCCCUGCUUGCUCCUCUUCAAUCCGUUCUCUUUCCUUUACAAUAAUGUGGGGUGUAUGUGGGUAUCAGUAAGAUCCAUAGCAAGCACUGCAUCUCAAAUGGCAGCUGACACCCAUAUUGCUGCACACACUCAUGAAAACAAAGGGACCAUAAAUAGUAGGUGGGAAAGAGAAGAUGUAGUACAGUAGGUAGCCACUAGGGUGUGCUGUUUGUCUCAGAGAGGGUAUCACAGUGGACAUAAAACCAGUACAUUCAAGCUGAGGUUAGUCUUUACAAUUAUUACUAUUAUUAAUCGUGUAUGGAUCUGAAAACUCCAAGUUAAACUACAUGAAAACAACAUGAAAAAGGUGAACCUUGAGCUCACUUUACUAAUUACACUUUUGACUGUGCAUGAUGAUUUUUGAUGUUGGUUUUCAGCUUUUCUUGGAAAAUACAUGAGGUGUAGGAAGAGAGAAAGUGGAGGAUUACUAUGAAAUGUUUCAGUCUAAAAUUGCACUGUAAAUCAAUGUCAAUGGGGAAUUCAGUCUUUAAAAUGAAUUGUAAGGAUAAGGUUGGUAUUAUUAUGGUAUAAUAUUUUUGUUAUUGUCAACAAAUCUCAUUAAAGACUAAAAGCUACAAUGCGUUACUGUCUUAGUAUUUUCUGACUUGCCCAGCCUGCCUGAGGCUCUCAGUCUAAAGCCAAUUGAAGACAUAAACCCUAAAAAACAGGCCUUAAAUAUAUUGUUUAAUUUGUACUAAAAGGCUGAGUAUUUUCCAAAAAACAACAUAAGGUAGUUUUUAGCAAGCACUACUAAAACAGGAGUAAAUAGUGUUGUUGGGGACUAUUUUCAGCUGUAGAAUAAUACACAUUUGGUGUUCUAGUGAGUUUUCACAGCAGCAGGGAAAACUAAACUGCAGUGGCUAUAUUCAUAGUAAGGAAGAGUCAUGCAAUCCAAUGCAGCAGUGUGGUUCAUUGAUGUAUUUUUUGUAAACAACGGAGGUCGUUGGCACAGUGAAAUUAGCUACUUUAUAUCAGGCUUUAGAGGCCACACUUAUUGUUGGUUGGUUUCUUUUCAUGGGAUUUGUUGACAAUAAGAAACAUAUAGAAUAUCACCAGACUUCUCCUUCAACGUGAAACAUUUGAAAGUUUCAGUCAAAAGUGAAAGCAAUAUUGCUAAUUUGUGAAUGUUAUCCUUCCAUCCUUCCAUAUCCUUCAUACUGUCUGGAUUUUUGAACGAUUGUCAGUGGUCAUAGUAACAAUAUAGUCCAUUAUGUUUUGUCGACUACUGUUGCCAUGUAGGUAGACCAGCACACACUAAACUAAAGUACACAUACGAACACCUGCCACUGUUGAAACUUGGCCAAGCCUUUAAUUUAGACAAUUUCUCACAUUUGACCUUUUUUACUCAAAUUAAACAAAGGUCAUUAAGUUUAUAUAUACAGUACAGUCUUUAACUCCUAAAUACUCUUCAAGACACAACAGUUUUGUAUUUUGGUACCCUUAGAGUAUAUAUUUCAGAUACUUACAUUCCAUAAUAAAAAGUUUUUCUCUUGUUAGAUUAAGAUAAAUAGUUUACCAAAUAACCCCUAUAUCCAUAUACAGUCUAGCAAGUUUUUAGAUCACACUUUUCAUAAAGACAUUUUCAAUGUCAAAGCUUCAGAUGGCUCUGAUAGUGGCACCAUCUCACCAAGCACACUUCCUCAUUUAGCACAAUGGUUCUUCAUUGUGCUAAAUGAGAAAGUUGGUUAGAACAUUGUUUAAAAUAAAACAUUCAAAUAUUCAGUUUAACUUCAGUCACCACAGCAUGUCUGGGUUUUGGUACACUGCACUGGUUUCUGAAAAGCAAUUUUGUCCGACGCACAAGUAAAGUCCAAAACACAUUAUUCCUGAUUGUUUUUAAAAGACUGACUAUGUUGUGGUAGAGAGACUUUUAAUCAGAAUCAGAAUCAGCUUUAUUGGCCAGGUUUGCGUAAACAAACAAGGAAUUUGACUCUGGUUAAUAUUUGCUGGUUAAUAUAACACUCACUUAACAUAUAAAGAAUAAAAACAGAGAUGACAGUAACAAAUAUAAAAAAAUACUGUUAAGUGUACAGUAUAACAAUACAAUAGAAUUUACAAUUUUAAGCUGUAAAUUAUCCUUACAAAAAACUGCCUGUCAGGGAUCGUCUGUGAGAUAUUCAGUCAUUGUCAUGUCAUCCAAAAGCAUGGCAGUGUGGAAAAAAAGAAUUGUGUAGCAACUAUUUUUAUACUGCUAGUGCUAAUUAAAAGAA
Messenger RNA from Perca fluviatilis (European perch), 6057 nucleotides. RefSeq names its product kinesin family member 5A, b (gene kif5ab). The coding region runs from base 422 to 3664 and encodes 1080 amino acids. The record is from RefSeq and is a predicted model, not a curated record. The transcript has 29 exons. Gene Ontology annotation, molecular function: microtubule binding; microtubule motor activity; ATP binding. Gene Ontology annotation, biological process: microtubule-based movement; mitotic spindle organization. NCBI's taxonomy places the organism in Eukaryota, Metazoa, Chordata, Actinopteri, Perciformes, Percidae.